Messenger RNA from Emiliania huxleyi CCMP1516, 3441 nucleotides. RefSeq lists its product as hypothetical. The record is from RefSeq and is a predicted model, not a curated record. The transcript has 6 exons. Bases 1 to 3441 code for a protein of 1146 amino acids. Gene Ontology annotation, molecular function: single-stranded DNA binding. Gene Ontology annotation, biological process: regulation of DNA repair. Lineage: Eukaryota; Haptophyta; Isochrysidales; Noelaerhabdaceae. Gene Ontology annotation, cellular component: replication fork.
AUGACUGCCGCCUGCUCCUCUUGUGGGCUGCGCGUGCUCUUCCUCGACGUCGAUGGCGUCAUCUCGGCGAGAACGCCCGGCAAGAUUGAGUCAACUAAGCUCAAGCGCCUCGUCGCGGUCUGUGAAUCUACUCACGCGGCGGUCGUGGUGUCUUCGCACUGGCGGCUGGUGCCGGUUCAGCUGCAGCUCCUCGUGCGGACGCUGCGGCUGGAGGGGCUCGACGUGAUUGGCGUCACGCCCUCGCGCCGCCCGUGGGAUCCUCACCGGCCUCUCGAGAUCACGGACUGGCUGCGGGCCUACAACGCCGCCGCGGACGCGCACGCUCAGCCGCGGGUGCUCUUCUUCGCGGCCGUGGACGACCGCCCCCUCCUCGACGAGGUGGGAGGCGGCGAGCUCCUUGGCCACUGUGUAACGACGGACAAGGACGAGGGGCUGACCGAGGCGGCCGCCGCAGAGCUGAAACUCGCGCUCUGCCGGCCAAUCGCGAGGCCGGCGCUGCUCGGCGGCGCGCCCCCCGCCGAUUCCACCACCGGCGUCGCGGGUUGGGCGGGCGGCUUCGUGCGGCUGCAGCGCCGACCGCGCGGGGAGCUGCCCGGCGCGCCGCACGCGUACAUGGCGCAGUGGCACCGCGGCGACGAGCGGGAGAACCCGGCGCGCUGCAUCGUGGUGAGCGACUCGGCCGUCGACCCUUCCGCCGGCCGGUGGGCGGGCCGCACCGUCUCGAGCCUGCUCGCCGGGCUGCGGCGCGGCAAGGAGGUGCCGGGCGAGGACGAGCGAGGCAUCAGCACGCACGGGGGCACCCUCUGCGCGGCGGUGCGGAGGGCGUCGGCCAACCCGGCGAGUCCGCCGGCGCCGACGAGGCGGGCCUCGGAGGAGGCCAGGACGGUGCACGGAGGCUCCGCCUUUCUGUCGUGGCGCCACCUGCUCCGGGGAGGCGCGCCCGCGUCGCCAGGGUCGCCAGGCCGGCAGCGGCAGGCGGCGCCGGUGCGCAAGCCGCUGGCGCGGCCGGUGGCGAUGCGCGCGACGGACGAGAGGUCGGCUGCGCGCGAGCAUGUGUCGCGGUUGCAGCGCUCGCAGCGCACGUCGCGGCGCGCGCAGCCGCAGCAGCAGCAGCAGCAGCAGCAGCAGCGGCAGCCGCGGCGGCAGCGGGCUCAGGCCGCCGCCGCGGCGCCGCCGAUUACCGCCGGAGGCGUCGACACGCUCCGCGACGCGCUUGCCGAGCGCUCGGAGCCGCCCAACCUGCAGGUGAUCUCGCUGCACCGGUUCAUGCUCGACCCCACUUGGCACGCGGAGACGGGCGUGCAGGUCACCUCCGCGUGCGGCGACGCGUUCGACGUCGUGCUCUCGGACGGCGCUCACAUCCUCAAGGUGGUGCUCUCGACCGCGCUCAACGAGCUCGUCUACUCGGGCCGGCUCGAGCCGCGCGGCGUCGUCACCGUCCGCGGCUGGGAGGCGAGGGCCGACGAGCGCGCCCUCUCCGCCUCGGCGCCGGAUCUGAUCGUCGUGACGCAGCUGGAGCCGGUGGCAGCGCCCGCCGCCGCCGGCUCCUCCUCCGCCGCCCCCGCCGCCGCCUCCUCCCUCGUCCUCGACGACUACUACGUCGCCUCCGAGAGGGACGGACUCACCUUUGCAGUCGCAGAGCCGGCGGCGGGAGCGGCGCCGCUCGCGAGGCCACACCGCGAGCCGCUUCCCCUGGCGGGGCGCCGGAGGCACUACCUCAAGCUCCGCUCCGACGAGGCGCUCAGCAGCCAGGCAGAGAUUGACGCGGUCGCAAGGGAUGGCGCGGAGCGGGUGCGGUUCGGCACCGUCAACGAGAUCGCGCGGAUGCAGCAGCAGCGCGACGCCGCCGAGCGGCGGCCGGCGGGUCGCCCGCCGCAGCGGCUGCUCGCGUCGCGUGUGAUGGUCGGGCGGGUGGUCGGCAAGAGCUCCCUCAGCCACUGGGGCGGCCCGCACGAAAAGGGGGCGCAGAGCUUCGCGACGUGCUUUGAGCUCACCCUCGCCGACGCUUCCGGCGAGAUGGCGGUCGAGGCGACCAUUGCGCGCCACACGGCUGCCGCGCCUGCCGCCGCCGGCUGGGGUGAGCCGCGCCUGCCCACGCGCCGCAGGCCGGGCGCCGUGCUGAUGGUGCGCGACUACGCGCUGCGCGAGGUUGGCGGCGACGAGGGAGACGUGGCCGGGGACGAGGGAGGGAAGCGGUUCGUCGCCAAGCUCAACCCGGCGAAGCACCCGAAGGUCCCCGGCAGGGUCGACGUCCUCACCGAGGCGCAGGUGCAGCAGCUCGACUCCCUCCUGCCCGGCCGAUUGCUGCCGCCGCGCCGCCCGCCCCUCUCCGAUGCGAGCGGCGUGCGGCGCAAGCUGGCGGUCGUGCACGCGGCGCAGCAGUACCUCGGAGAGGCGGAGGAGCUGGCCGACGUGAUCGGGCGCGUCGUCGCUUCGCUGCCGCCCUUCCGCUUCCGGCGGCGGCCCAACGGGGACCGCGCGUUCGUCCGCUUCGUGCGCGCGCGCUGGCUGCAGGUCCUCGUCGCCGACAGCGGCGGCGGAGGCGCUGCUCAGCUCCCUCUCCUCCUCCUCGAGCACCACUGCGGCGGGCCGGCCGGCGCGAGCGGCUUCUUCGACGGCGUCGCGCCAGGCGACGACGUGAUGGUCCGCCGGCUGCGUGUCUGCGCCGCCGGAGGCGAUCUCGGCGGCUUCCUGGCGACGAGCCGGUGGUCGCUCGCCUUGCGGGCGGCGGAGUUGCUCGCCGAGUACCGCGAGGAGCCGCUGCGGCUCGCGCUGCUCGGAGAGAUCGGCAAAGACGCCCGCUCGCAGCAGCAGCGCGGCAAGCGCGACGCGGCGGCGCGGCAGGCCGGCGCGUGGAUGGCGGCGCCGCCGCCGCCGGCCACGGGCGGCGACGUCGGCGCCAUCUUCGGCGGGCUCCCCCCAGUGCAGGCACUGCUCAAGAGAGCGGGCGGGGAGGCGGCCGGCGCAGCUGGCGACGCGGUGCGGUGCGACUGGCGGCUGCAGCGGCCGCUCGUUCCGAUCCGCGACGUAGCUCGCUGCCUGGAGGAGCUGCACGGCGGCGAGGAGGCGUACGUCGUGCUGCGCGCCUCCGCGAGCCUCUCGCCGAGGGGGCAGCACCCGCCACAAGCCCCGCCACAAGCCCUCCUCGGCGUGGCACGUCUCGAGUCGCCUCUCGCCGCGCAGCCCGUCCCGGUCGCCUUUGCGCUGGCCGACGCGGACGCCAAGGGUCGCGGCGGCGCGCUCUGGGCGGCCGUCGUGAGGAGCGGGGCGGACGAGGCCGGCGCGGCCGACACGCCGCCGCCGCGCUGCACCGCGCGCGCCGCCGGCCAGGCGCUCCAAAAGCUCGAGGGGCGGGAGGUGCUCGUUGCCCUCGACCUCGCCCGCCCCGCGGGCCGGCCGGCGGCGGCGGCGCUCGUCGGAGUCUGGCCGUUGCCGCCGUGA